Centruroides sculpturatus (bark scorpion) is the source of this 1416-nucleotide messenger RNA. RefSeq names its product astacin-like metalloprotease toxin 5. The record is from RefSeq and is a predicted model, not a curated record. The coding region runs from base 516 to 1346 and encodes 276 amino acids. NCBI's taxonomy places the organism in Eukaryota, Metazoa, Arthropoda, Arachnida, Scorpiones, Buthidae. The transcript is spliced from 5 exons. Gene Ontology annotation, biological process: proteolysis. Gene Ontology annotation, molecular function: metalloendopeptidase activity; zinc ion binding.
AAUUAUACUUUGUAUAAGAGCUUUAUGGAAAAUGUGGAUUUAGCAAAUAACGAAACCUUUAAUUAUACUUUGUAUAAGAGUUCUAUGGAAAAUGUGAAUUUAUUCGAAGGCGAUAUUAGAUUGGAUACGUCAUUCGGAGAGGUGAUUUAUAAAUUUUUACACAUUUAACCUUAGUUUGUUCAUUUUUAGGACCUACACUAUUGUUUUUGGCGACUCGAGAGAAAAGCGAUGUCGGGAUGCUCUUCCCGGCAUCUUCGUGCCUUCUAAUUUCUUUAACAGAAUCGCAAUCUGCAAUCUCCUGGAUAGAGUCUAUCCAUUAAGUUCUCUCGUCCACGUGUAUCUUACAUAUUAGAAUUGCACGUUCAUUACGAAGGACUUGGAAAUCUUAUAUGGUGACCUUAGAAUCCAGACCAUGCCGAAGAUAAACUAUUAGACGACCAAGAAUGUCGAUAUUCUAAUCAUAUGUGAUCACCACUGUAAUUAAGAUCUCUCGAAUAGAAGAAAACAAUGUAUCGAUGUUUAAUAUUCUUAUGCGUAUUUUGUUUUCCGGAUUUUCUACUCCCUCCUUCUUGCGGAAACAAAUGAGGCCUUAUCUAGUACUCAUUGUGAGUUUGCCCAGAUCACUCAUCGUGGACCUGGGCAAACCCACAAUUAACACAACAAUUUUCGCGGGUCGUUUCAGGGUUUCCAUUCAAAAUGGUGAUGCUUUUCGUGGUAUCUGUAUUCGGACUGUCGCAUGGAUAACGGAUGCCACAAACUUUAGUCGAGCCGUUGUAUUGCAUCACAGAGUUUGGGAUGAUGGUAUAAUAUAUUACAAGUUUUCUCCUGACUUAAAAAUUGUCAGAAUUUUUACUUUGAUAACAAUUAUUGACUACAUCCAACUUGUAACUUGCUUACGUUUUGUAUAUAGAAGAACAGAGGAUAAUUAUAUUUAUAUACAGGAAGGAGAAGGAUGUAAUUCCCACAUUGGAAAACCGGGUGGACGUCAGAUUCUUAAUUUAGGAAGUGGAUGUUGGAACGUCGGAAUAAUACUUCACGAAUUAGGCCACGCUAUUGGCUUGUUUCACGAACAUACUCGACGGGAUCGUGAUAAAUAUAUAAAAAUUUUAUGGGAUAAUAUUAAAGAAGAACAUAAAGAAGCGUUUCAGAUUUACCCCAGCCUUGGAGUAUGUGGCACUUAUAGUUACGAUACUAUUAUGCACUAUGGUCCUAAACUAGGCGCUAAACAUGGUAAAAUUACUUUAAUGCCAACUGUUCCAAAUGUUACCAUUAAAGAAAUUACUGACCGGCAAUUAUUGUCAGAAUCCGACAUUAAAUGUGUUAACAAGUUAUACAAAUGCGAAUAAAUUCGGUUGUAAAUAUAUAAAUAAAAUUUAGUCCAUUAUAUGAAUUUUAAUGGCAAAACUUUUUUUUAUG